Mangifera indica (mango) is the source of this 1790-nucleotide messenger RNA. Its product is annotated as probable cysteine protease RD21B. The coding region runs from base 172 to 1587 and encodes 471 amino acids. Gene Ontology annotation, cellular component: lysosome. The record is from RefSeq and is a predicted model, not a curated record. Gene Ontology annotation, molecular function: cysteine-type endopeptidase activity. NCBI's taxonomy places the organism in Eukaryota, Viridiplantae, Streptophyta, Magnoliopsida, Sapindales, Anacardiaceae. The transcript has 5 exons.
UAUUCGUUGUCUCUAAUUUAUUUCCACUCCUUCAUUGAUUGAUAAAAAUCCAUUUUCUCUUCUGUCAUUAAUUUUAAUUUAUUCAAAUACCUCCCGCAUUUUCCUUUAUAAAAUCUACCUCCAGUCCACCUUCUUUGUAUAAACCAUCCAUCUUCUCUCAAAACAAGCGAGAUGGCUUUGCAUAGAUCGUUAAUAGCUAUGCCCACCUUCUUGUUCUUUUUAUUUACUUUAUCAUCGGCCUUGGACAUGUCGAUCAUCUCCUACGACGAAAGCCAUGCCUCGAAAUCUAGCUGGAGGACCGAUGAUGAAGUUAUGGCUAUAUAUGAGGCAUGGCUUGUAAAGCACGGGAAAACAUACAAUGCUCUAGGUGAAAAAGAAAAGAGGUUUCAGAUUUUUAAGGAUAACCUGAGGUUUAUUGAUGAACAAAAUUCGGAGAAACGGACCUACAAGCUUGGCUUGACCCGAUUUGCUGACCUGACGAACGAGGAGUACCGGUCCAAGUUCCUGGGACUGGGAGCAAGAACUGGUUUUAGGAAGAAGUCGUUGAAGUCAAAGGUUAGUGAUCGUUAUCAGCCCCCUGUUGGUGACAAGCUGCCGGAUUUCGUUGAUUGGAGGAAGGAGGGCGCCGUCGUUGAUGUUAAGGAUCAAGGAAGCUGUGGGAGUUGCUGGGCAUUUUCAACAAUUGCAGCUGUGGAAGGUAUAAACAAGAUAGUUACAGGUGACCUUAUUUCUCUAUCUGAGCAGGAAUUAGUGGACUGUGAUUCAUCAUAUAAUGAAGGAUGUAAUGGGGGUCUGAUGGACUAUGCCUUCGAGUUCAUUAUUAACAAUGGGGGCAUUGACACCGAAGAAGAUUAUCCCUACACCGCUGUUGAUGGGAAAUGUGACAGUUUAAGGAAAAAUGCCAGGGUUGUUUCCAUUGAUGGUUACGAAGAUGUUCCUGAAAAUAACGAAGCAGCUUUGCAAACGGCUGUUGCAAAUCAACCAGUGAGUGUUGCCAUUGAAGCAGGUGGCAGGGAAUUCCAGUUCUAUGACUCAGGUGUAUUUAGUGGAAGAUGUGGUACAGCCCUUGACCAUGGUGUUGCCAUUGUUGGAUAUGGCACAGAAAAUGGAGUUGAUUACUGGCUUGUGAGAAAUUCAUGGGGCAAAAGCUGGGGAGAAUCAGGCUACAUUAAGAUGCAGCGAAAUUUGGUUGGCACGGCCAGUGGAAAAUGUGGAAUUGCGAUGGAGGCCUCUUAUCCAAUCAAGAAAGGCCAAAAUCCCCCAAACCCUGGACCAUCUCCUCCAUCUCCCAUUAAACCACCAACUGUUUGUGACAGUUAUUACAGCUGCCCACAGAGCAGCACCUGCUGCUGUGUCUAUGAGUAUGGCAACUAUUGCUUUGCAUGGGGAUGCUGCCCACUCGAGGCUGCGACUUGCUGUGAUGACCACUACAGCUGCUGCCCUCAUGACUAUCCUGUCUGUAAUGUUCGUUCAGGGACUUGUUUGACGCAGAGCAAGGACAACCCACUGGGAGUGAAGGCAAUGACCCGAAGUCCUGCCAUACCUAAUUGGGCUCAUGGAAGUGAAGGCACAAAGGACAGCGCAUAAGCAGAGGAUGUACUGUUAAGCCUUCGAUGACAAAAGGGUGGCCGAACAGUCAUAUCAGUGCUUGAAUUUGGCUUCUUGAAUGCAUACAGUUAUUUCAACUUUAAUUAGUAUACCUGAAGAAGUGAAAGGUCUAUGAAAGACUAUUAUCAAUGCUGAUUGUGUACAUAACUUAUCUGAAUUGCAUUGAAAACCAUUUGCAGUAA